Molecule: messenger RNA, 10923 nt
Organism: Cydia fagiglandana
Lineage: Eukaryota; Metazoa; Arthropoda; Insecta; Lepidoptera; Tortricidae
Product: autophagy-related protein 2 homolog A
Exons: 38
Coding region: 244-6693 (2149 amino acids)
Biological process (GO): piecemeal microautophagy of the nucleus; autophagosome assembly; autophagy of mitochondrion
Cellular component (GO): phagophore assembly site
Molecular function (GO): phosphatidylinositol-3-phosphate binding
Source: RefSeq, a predicted model, not a curated record
GUUCAUAAUAUUACGCGCUAAUUAGUUUAUUUCUAUUCCCUUCAUUAAUCAUAAAAGUAAAAUGCAGCGGCUUAUAAGUUAGUUAUUUUAUUAAUUGUGAAACGCAUAUUAGAAGAGUGAAUCGGAACGUUAUGUUUAUUUACGUUCUCAAGACAAUCACACGCAAAAUCACAAAUAGUCAUUACGCACAAAAGUUCAUUGAGCGAAAAUUUGUAGUGUGAUGUACAUACCAAAGCCCUAAAGAUGCGGUGGUAUCUGCCGGGGACUGAGAGCAUAAAGAAGAGGGCCUGCAGAUAUCUGCUCCAGCGUUAUUUGGGCAAUUACCUGGAAGAAAAACUAACUCUUGAUCAGCUGAGUGUCGAUCUAUACAAUGGUACAGGAACCGUGUGCGACGUUAGCCUUGACUGCGAGGCAAUCAAUGAGCUGGGGGACUCGCAAAAUUGGCCACUUGAAAUUGUCGAUGGGCAGAUGCAAAAGAUCACCGUGACAAUACCAUGGUCGACAUUACUCACCGAUGACUCCAUUGUUGAGGUCAAUGGCUUAUCGCUCACAGUCCAGCCCAAAGUGCCGACGGAGCCAGCAUCCACAAUGCUGGAGUCCAUGUGGUCCUCCAUGUCCUCAUCCAUGCAGCUGGCUGAAGAAUGUCUCCGGAAAGAGGCUGCUCCCACAGAAACCAACCCUGUUGAGGGAAUAGAAAUGUUUGCUCAUGCCAUAGAUUCAAUUUUGAGUCGUGUAAAAAUCCGUUUUGUCAACACGAAGAUAAGAUUGGAGCAUGUUCCCAAGAAUGGAAAUAAAGGAAUUGCCUUAGAAAUACACAUAGAGAAGAUUGACUACUACGACGAAGCAGGAAACGAGCCCACUCCAGAAGUCACUGACCCAGAAAAAACUAAAACCUACAUUGUAGCCACAUACUCGAACAAAAAGAUCAAAUUCGAAGGUGUCACUCUAUACACGGACGAGUUUCCGUCCAAACUACGGACAAUGGCCCGAAGCCUUGUUCUUGAAAAGUCAGUCUCAUCACAAGCAGAUAAGGCUGAAAAUAGCCAAGCAGAAGCUACGGACCCAAACCAAAGCAUGAUCUCAGAUGUUUUCUAUGAGACUAGAAGUGUCAUAUCAACUAUAGAAUCCGAUCCUAUCAAAGAACUUAUUGAAGAAGUGACAUCUCAUCCAGAACUGUCUAGGGAAGCAACACCAGAAGAGAGGGCGAGCCAACCAGAACCCAUACUAUUCGCUAAAUUGACCGGUCAACAAGAAUUGUCUCUCAAAAUGAAACAUUCUGAGGAAGUUGAAGGGCCCAUGGUGGAACUGAAGAUGUUAUUAGGAUCAUUUAUUGUAUUUAUAUCGCCUAGGCAGUUGCAUACGUUGAUAGAACUAGUCAAUGCGCUGAAUCAACCAGAUUUAGAAGAUAGAAGUAAUGUACCGCUUCGUCCCAGCGGCAGUAACUUGCAGUGCAAGCCGAUGCGGCCGGCUGACUUCCAGUUGAUAGAGGCUCAGCUGCUGGGCAACUUUGAGAAGGAGAACGCGAAGCCGAGGACUGGCAUGUAUGGCUGGUCCGGGCCUAGCUUCGAAGAAAGUGACCCAGAAGGUGACAACUUCCAUCCCAUGACGUCACCCGGCCAAAUGGCCGAGAGUUUCUCGUCUUCAGUUAGCUCGAUGAGUGCAAGUAUGACGUCCAGCGUUAACAUCCCUACGGUGCAGCCAAGAAUUAAAAGGAAUAAAAAAGUGCCACACAUUGAUGGCGAUCCUACAGCAGAAGUAUCUCACAUGAGUUUUCGGGUUGCCUCGCUGUCCUGCGUACUUUUACAUAAGGAUAUUUUAGUCCCCGCUCCACUAACCUCCGACUGCAUAUCACCGGUCAGUGCUAGCAAAAUGCAAGAGAUAUCAAAUAAGUUCUUUGAGACAUUACAAGACAUCCCCGUGACUAACAAGGCUAUUCAAGAUGCUGCCGGUAGAAACCAUUUAAGGCUCAUGGCCUCAGAGAUGACGCUAGACGGAAGCGAAAAGGUCACGACUCGAGGCAGUCAGACCGUAUGCGAAGCAGCCAUACAACAACUACUGAUACAGGAAUGUCUGUAUUACAAAUCAGAAAGUGGCACUACGGAGUCUGACUGCUUUGACCUGCUGAGGUUCGAAGCGAAAGAUGAUGAAGACGCCAAAGCGCCGCCAAGACCCGACAUCAGGAUCAACCUCAAACAAACUUCCAAAUACACGCGGGUCGCUGGUGAGAAGAAACUCGUCUAUCCCACAACGGAUGUUGUGGUAAAAUGUCUCCCAUGCUACAUAGACGUGGAACUGACAAUAAUAGAGCGAAUGUCGGCCACGUUCUUCAACGGACCGUCCACCACAGCCUCGCCGCCGCCGAACAACGCGCAGAAUCAGUUCAACUGUACGCUGCACUGCCCGGACCUUAACGCUACAUUAAGGUUUCCAAUAGUGGACCUCCGGCCAGGCAUCAGCCGCGAGGUGCGCCGCGUGCGACCAGACUACCUCGUGUUCAAGUUCCAGAAAGUGAACAUCAACUCGCAGCAGACACCCAGCGGCCGCCCGCAGCCGACCACCGUCACUGUUAAAGCCAUGAGUCUAGAUCUGUACUAUCAUGAAAACGAAACAUCUUCUGGUACUCACAUGGCUAAAACUACUAUGGAUGACGCAUUUGCUGGCGAUGUCCUAAAAGGUGAUAUCACAGCACCAUUGCCAAUGAUUACUCUAACUUUCAAGCCAAGUAAAACGCCCAAGGGCCCAUUCGACUCGCUCCACGAAGAGGCAGCGUUCGAGCCCGUGAGCACCAACCCCAUGACCACUUCAAUGUACAUAAUGAACAACUUACACAGCUCCCAGCCUAGCCCCUUUAGUGCCAAGAAAACUGCACACCAAAGCUUUACGAAACACGAGGGCAGUCCGCACGGUCAAGAUGAAGAAUUAAUAGUUCCUGGGAAUGAGGAGGAGAUGAAUGACUUCAGUAACAGUGCCAUAGAACACUCUUCUAUCCACCUGGACUUCAAUCUGCCCAUACUUAGUCUACAACUCGAAUCAAAGCAGCUGUACGAAAUAAUUUAUAACCGGAUCAACUCGGAUCUGCUGCUGUGGGAGCCUCAGAUAAUAGAUCCGUUUGAGAUCAGCCCGCUCAUGUACGGGACCAUCUACCCGGCCUUCGGGAUGUGCAAGGGUUCUGGAUAUGAUUCAGACUCUGGAAGCUCAGCUUCGGAAGAAGAAAACUUGUACUAUUCGACAUACGAUAACAAACUGAAGAAGGGACUCGGCGUUAACAAGCCCAGUUUAUACGAAAAGAAGGAGACGCACAACUUUUGUCUCACUUUCAGCGUCGGAAAAGGAUUGCUUACUAUUUACGCACCAGUGCGGGAUGCGAAUAAACGCGUAGUUCCCGGUCAGAUGGGUGAAUUGGUACUCGAAGCUCACAACCUGACCAUGUGCGAAGUGAGCGGUCUCAACGGGCAGCCCAAGACUGCGCAACUGUGCAUGCGCGCAGGGAAAGUUACACUCUAUCACGAAGCUCUCCUGACAAUCCCAUCCGAAAAACCAGGCCUCAGGUUAUACGGCAAGACGCUGCCUCCACAUCUGAAGAGUACCAUCUAUCCGUCCGGCAAGGGAGUCAUCAUCAAGGAGCGACAUCAGAAUAAGGACAUGUUCUCUAUGGCUCUGAAAGUCGAGCCUGAUUCUGAAACACCUGGAUUAAAGACGAUCUGCAUAGCUCUGGGCUUGGAACAAGCGACAUUGCGACACCGUGGCGACAAAGGGAUAGCUUGGCUGUCCCAACUGAUGGACGUGCUCGACGUGUUGGACUACCCCGUGCCCGGCUACACGCCCGCCACCGUGCUCUCAGAGCUGCACGUGCACAUAGCCGACUGCGCCGUGGACUACAGACCACUCUACCUACCAAUCCGCACCGUUGUGACGCUCGGCAACUUCAGCGUCUCAAGCAACAUAAUCCCAGAAACGAACACGUCCAGUCUACGCUUCCUCGCUCAAGAAUGCACCUUAUUCCUGUGCCACGUGAACGUGAAGCCUAACACUCAUAUACCGCAAGACGACGACAAGUUACCUGAUGUGCAUAAGGAUUAUGUGUGUGUGGUGGAUGUUGGCCUGUUUGAGCUGUCGUUGAGGAUGGAGGAUAAAGUCAACAGCUCCAAAGAACAACCUCAAGUCGACCUCAGCGCAUCGAACAACAUGGUCACCCUAUACACGUGCUGGGACUCGGCUUCGGCGCUAUGUCGGCUGCUGACGUACGCGGCGUCCGACGGCGACUCGCAACCGCCCUUCGACCGCUCCUCGCGGCACACAAGCAUAUGCUCCGACCAGCCCGAGCCUCUAGUCGGACUAGAAGACAGGCCAACAGAAGAAAUACGUGAACUGUCGCCCAGCGAAAUACAGCAGGUGAACGACAUGAUGGCAGAAGCGAUGAAAGAAAGCCCUAACGAUACGCUCGAUGACGACGACCUCCACAGUUCAACAGAAAAAGAAGGUGUCGAGAUAUUCUUCUUCCCCGACGAGUCCAACUCCAAACGGCCCCUGGACUUACUUGAAGAAUGCGAGCCCAAGUCUUUGGACUCCGAGGACUUCCGUCCGGUAGAUGAAGCGCUCGAAGCUAAGCCGACUAUGGUGCAGGUGGCUAAGGAUCUGGGUGACCCGACGUCCACGCCUAAGACUACGCCGAAGAAACCUAAACGGAAAAAGGUCAAAUCCGGCGGCGACGGUAGCAACACUGACGACGAAUACUGCAUCAUCGAAUCUCAGCCGUACUGCGAGGACAAUGACCUCGACGAGCCGGUCGUCAACUGGAUAGGCCCCGGGCCCGUGUACAUGUUCGAGAACCACUUCACUGUACCCGCGGCCCGCAGCGACGUACUUAAAGCACCAAAGAGUUUCCCGCUACCAGUUUUAAGAUAUACGUUGUGCGAGAUGAGCGUGACAUGGAACAUGUUCGGGGGGAGCGACUUCAAAACUACCGGCGACCCGCCGCCCUCCAAAAAGACCGUCACCAUUGACGACACCAAGCAGGGCUCACCUACGCCGUCGAAACGCAGUAAGGACUACGAACCAUACGAGGCCGGGCGUGCAAUCACGGCAGCUUAUCGCCAAGGAGUCAGCUGGUCGUCCGGUUCAGAGCGGGUCUUGCCUCGCAGGAACCCACACCCUAAGCGGAAAGAACUCAAGUCGAGGGGCGGGAGACAUAGGGACCACCAUACUUGUGUCAAACUGUGUCUUACUAAGGUUAAAUUCCAACAUGAAACAUACCCCAGCAGCGGCACGCACGCGUCGCGGCAGACGCUCGCCGUCAGCAAGAUCGAGGUGCUCGACCGGCUGGUGUGCAGCGACAUCAACAAACUGCUCAGCCAGUACAAGCUGAAGGACGAGCCCGAACGGAGCAACGCUCAUAUGUUGGUGAUAAAGGCCGUGCACAUGAGACCCGACCCGGCGCUCUCCGCGCACGAGUGCUGCCUCAAAGUAUCACUGUUACCGCUACGAUUCAACCUCGACCAGGACACGCUGGCUUUCCUCGUCGGGUUCUUCUCUAAACUUGGCACGGACGAGAACAAUGAUGACGACACAAAAAGCAUAAGCGGGCUGUCAACAGACUCUAGUAGCUCACGGCAGACCACACCCACACACCGGCCUCCAGUCAUGAGCAUAGCCAGCCACUUGAAGGACCCGCCACCAACACCGACUUCACUGGGAGAUGCUGAUGCUUUGAGCCUCAACGAAACUGUGAUCCGAGACGACGAACCUCUGAUGGAGCCCUACGAAGCCGAGCGCCUGGUGUCCGAGAACCUCAUACAACUGGAGGAGGACUUCAACCGACUGGGCGUCAGUCAGGAGAAGCCCACCACUAAAGUGGCGGUGGAUCUGGAGCCGGUUGAUGACUCGCCGAUUUAUUUCAGGAGGGUAGUGUUUUCCCCCGAGGUCCCGAUCCGGUUAGACUACGUCGGCAAGCGCGUAGACCUGUCCGCGGGCCCGGUGGCCGGGCUGCUCAUGGGCCUGGGGCAGCUCAACUGCUCGGAGCUCACACUCAAGAGGCUCGACUACAAACUUGGGCUACUAGGCCUAGAGAAGCUAGUACAAUGGGCCUUGCAUGAAUGGUUGUCGGACAUCAAGCGGCACCAGCUCCCCGGCCUGCUCGGCGGCAUUGGGCCCAUGCACUCGCUGCUGCAGUUAAUAACGGGCAUACGCGACCUGGUGUGGCUGCCGGUGGAGCAGUGGCGGCGCGACGGGCGGCUGGUGCACGGGCUGCGGCGCGGCGCCGCCUCCUUCACCGCGCGCACCGCCGUCGCCGCGCUAGACAUCACCACGCGUCUGCUGCAGCUCAUACAGGCGACGGCAGAGACGGCGUUCGACAUGCUAACGCCCGCGCCGACGCUACAACUGGCGCCGGCGUACGAGCGCCGCGAGCGCCGCCGCCGCCGCCGCCGCGACCCCGCGCGCAUGCCGCAGGACAUCCGCCAGGGCGUCGCCACCGCCUACCACACCGUUAAGGAGGGCUUCGCCGAGACGGCGGCAACGAUGGCGCUGGCGGCGCGCUGCUCGAGCGGGGUGGGCGUGCUGCGGCACCUGCCGGGCGCCGCGGUGGCGCCGCUGGCGCUGGCGGCGGGCGGCGCGGCCGACGUGCUGGGCGGCGUGCGCGCCUCGCUCGCGCCGCACCAGCACCGCGACAGCGCCGACAAGUGGCGCGCGCACUGACACACGGACAAGUACGUCGCACACGAUGAGUAGCUUCGAUGAAGAAAAAAUUCAACAAUACUUUACACUGGUAAACAAUUAUACAGUACAUAAACUUGUUAAGAAUUGCUCAUUUUAAUUUACGAUCAACGGAAUAUCACAUCCACUUGUGUUCAAAUUUCUAAACGUUCCUACCAUUCGCCCCCUUUCAUAAUGUUAUGUAACGUUUCGAGCACUCUUAAAAGGGUGGAUAAAUUAAUUUUAAACAUUUCAAGGUACUACUAUUAUUAAUUAUUGUAAAAAAAUCGCCAAAAACAAAGUUUUGAUACGAUGUAUUUUUGUAGUCAUUAUCAUUCGUUUGUGAUCAUUUGAUCAACUGAAAUACAAUUAUUACAACGUAAUAUUGUACACAUUAUAACAUUUGCAAGUACAGCUUGGCAAAAAAGAGUUAAAAUUAAAAAGUGGCAACACCGUAGUGUCGUCCCGUUUUCUUAUAUAAAUUGGUUUGAAAGAGACGACACUAUUACGAUGUUGCCACUUUUUAAUUUCUACUCUUUUUUUGCCAAGCUGUAUAAGAGGACAUUAAAGACGUGUAGUUGUCUGGCAGCUAACACAUCGCCUAGCUGAUUUGUGUAGAACAUAGCCAUACAUUGUACUAUUGACGUUCUCAUAAGAUGUCAAAUUAUAUUCGAAAUAUUAUCCUAUACUUAGGUCUAGCAUGAAAACCGCUUUUUGUAUUUUCUGCGUCCUGUCUAAGGCUGCGGUUCUGCCGACACGAAGAACUGCAAAAUGAAAGGAGAUUCGAAGGAAUUAAAGCUUGUUUUCUUGUUCAUCCCUUCUCCGCUCCGUGACAGUAAAACCACAGCCUAAGAGCCCUUGUACAUCGCGACUUUUUUACGCGCUAUUGACGCGUUUGUAUAGAUACACACGCGAUUCGCACGCAAGUCAGACGCAGCUUGUAGACCUUUGCACACCUACAGCGAUGCAGGCGCGCCGGCUAUGCGCCUGUAGCUAUUAUAUAGACGCGAUGCUAACGCGUCGUCGACCCGCGUUUUCGGAACGCUGAAAAUUCGUAGGUUAGUAUUUGUGGAACAACCAUGCGACUAAAAUAGGCGUAUAAAUGCAAGGACACAUUUAAAUUUUAUCAAUAGUUUAUAUCGAUAGGGAUUUCACUAAUAGGUACAUUAGUUUUCAAAUUUUUAGAUUUAAACUUUUUCAAAUAUAUGGUGCUUAAUUUUAGUAGCAUUUAAUUUAGAGCAUUUAGUUGCUUGUACGUUUCAGUUUUUAUUUUAAUUUGUUGAUGUAAAUAAUUUUUCAAAUUGUUAGAACAGCAGUUCAACCGCCAUAAAGAAAAUUAUGUGGCAUCAAUAGGUAAUAUAAUUUUCUUUGUGACGACAGGGUUUGGUGCCAUGACAUGAUAUUGUUGUAAAUACAAGCGCGUAGGAAUAAUAAUCAUUAAUUGCACCAGUAUGACUCCUUAGCUCAAAAAGUUUGAAAUUGGUCCGUUUCGGCAGAUACGCAAAAAGAAGUGGACCCGCUUUAAGGACACAAAUCUAUCAGUUCUUAUAAACUCAAAUAAAGGUGAAUAAAUGACAAUUUACAAUCUGACGAUUUGUUUCCAUUGCAAUUUCUUUUUUGUAUACAGGGUGUUUGGUACAUUGUUUGCCAAAUUAAAACGGCAGAUAGGUUGAGUCAUUUGCUAUCUUGUCAGGCCUAGAAAAAAAAAGGCCAUCGUUUUUUUUACUACUACGCAAGUAAAAAUUUGAUAAUUACGAUAUACUGGCAUAGAAAUGAAAAAAAAAAUGUGCGCCAAAUUAAAAAUUUCUAGGCAUGAGAAGAUAGCAAAUGACUCAAGCUAUCUGCCGUUUUAAUUUGGCAAACGAUGUACCAAACACCCUGUAUAAAGCUACUCCUUUCUAUCGGAUCGGAUGUGAUUGUGAAGCUUAUAACUACAUUAACUUAUACUUAAAACUUGCACAUUUGAUAUGUGUAGCAUCCAAAAUUGAUGUAUCAUUAUAUCACGGUGCGUAGCCAAGAUGCCAAUCGUUUACGCUCCGUAGCGAACGAAGCGAAACUGUCUAUGUCGCACUAAUAUAGAAGAGUGAUAGAGAGAUAUUACCGUAUAGUUCGCUACGGAGCAAACGAUUCGCAACUUGGCUAGGCCACCUAGUGAUUUUAGUUUUUUCAUGGGCCGAAUAUAACGUCCAAAAUCAACCAAGGAGGAAGAUGUCUAGAUUCUAAACUUUGUACUCAUAGAGAUAAAGGUUUACUUUGGCAGUACAGUAGUAAUGUAACGCGCUUGAUUUUACAAAAACCUGUAGAUUUUACAAAAUCUAAGGGUGGUAUUCCACCUAUCCCAUUUCUUUGUCCAAUGUGUAUUGCGUCCACGUUUUGCUUUAAUGAGAGAGUGAGACGCACUGACAUUGGUCAAAGAAAUUGGAUAGGUGGAAUACCAUCCUUAGAAAUGUGAUAUGAAACGUCUAAAAUUAUCUAGAAUUGCAAUUGACUCAAUCAAAUGCGACUGGCUUAAUGUUAAGAGGAGUAAACAUAAUUAAAAUAUUCUAUAUAACAUUUUUAAAUAUUAGGUAUGUAUAAUACACCUUAUAUAACUUGUGUUGCGUUGUGGUGUAACAUCCCUUUAAACGGUAUUAUGUAUACUUGUCUCAUGUAUACAUCGAUUGAGUAUCCUUUGCACACCAAAAACUUAAUAAGCCGGUCUUUGCUGUCGCGCAGCCGGGUAAAAAGUAUGUAGUUUAUCGGGAUGGUACAAUGCAAACUGACGGUUUGUUUCUAUCAAAAUGUGACAAAUACUUGUAGUUCAUGGAGAUAAUAGCUACUUUCAAUUAUUGUCACAACUUAGUAAUUUUAUUUAAUUACCUGAAGAUGUGAAGCAGACUGCCCUAAGAUAGGAAGAACGAAUGAUAUAUUGAUGCAGUCAUAGUAUUGGCCAUGUCCGUGUUAGAGUAAACCACCAUCAGCGCACAUAGUGUCAUAAAUGGAAUUAUCCAGUCGUGUGUUUAUAUUGCUCGGAAUUAGUCUAAUUUACCUGUAUGAGUGUUUUCCUUAUGAAACCAUACCUAGAGGUAGCAUAUCGAAAAAAAAUCGUCGACAUCAGAAGUAGCUAAGCGGGCCAUAUGUUUAACACAAAAAACAAUGACCUAAACACUACUUUGUCAUGAAAAGAGCCCCCGUAGCCAGGGCUCGGAACCGGUAUUUUUUUAAAACCCCGAAAUAGACCAAUAUUUUGAAUUAUUAUAUGCUUUGUACGAAGGACCGAGUCAUAUAUUUAGGUAACAACUUCGUAUUAUUAGAUUGUCUCACUAAAAAUGAAAUAAUAAACCAAAGAACGAACCGAACCUAAUAAUACCGGUAUUUUUGUAUGGAGCAAAUACCGGUUUCCGACCCCUGCCCGUAGCUGCUAUUUUCCAGCGUAUGGUGAUAGCACAGAAAACCGCCUGUGGUUGGUCUGUGGGUGAUAGAGAGAGUGCUAAAGUGCAUUUCACCUAGGGUUACCAGAUACAAAUUUAGAAUUUCCUGACAAAAUUCCUGAUUACCGAAUAUUUUUCCUGACUUUUGGUAUUUUUGAGUGGGGGUUCUAGCCCCGGGAUGGCGGCCCGAUUAAGUCGAUAGCCAGAUACGCAGGUAGGUAGUGCAAUAAUUGUAUUAUUUUGGUGGGUUAGUAGUUAACUUUAGUCCGAUAAAACAAGAUGUUUUACCUACAUUAUUUCAUCUUGCCUACAUCUAUGUAUGUAUGCUUGAGUAAAGAUUUCUUAAUUAAUAAUUACGAAGUUAUUAAUAAGUUGAGUGGAUCUCAUUUAUUAUUUUUUUACAAUGUUUUUGGAUUAAUUUAAUUACAUAAAAUGGUACUUUAUAAAAAAAGUCGGGCAAUUAAAAAAAUCCUGACAUUGUCGUGUUCCGUCUCCAUUCCUGACAAAAGGCCAAAAUUCCUGACAUGUCAGGAAAAUACCUGUCAUCUGGUAACCCUAAUUUCACCAUCAAUUGGGUACCUACCUCUUGGGGUGAUCUGCUUGACAUAUAGUUCUAUAGAAUUUAUAAAUAAUGGACCGAUAUAUUUAAUUAGUUCUUGUGAUGACAUUUAUAAACGUGUGAUCCUCUAGCAGUAAACUAAGACUUUAUUGCAAUCGAAAUAUUUUAUUUUGUUAUUAUCUUGAAGCAACAGAUUGAAAGUUUUAUGUUAGUUUAUUCAUCAAAAGUCAGUCUUUAUAGAAAAUAAAUAAAAUUGACACUUUA